AUGCCUGACAUGCUGAUCCCCACAAUCAUCAACGACCCCUCCAAGGUGCAGCUGUCCCGCAUCGCCCACGUCUACUUUGAACACCCAGACUUGGAGAAAUUCGACAGAUUCGCAGAUGAUUUCGGCUUUGUCAAAGAAGCUCAAAUUGGAGACACCAUUUACUAUCGUGGUUACGGUAUAGAUCCAUUUGUUUAUGUUGCAACCAAGAGUAAAGAUGGAAAGCAGAGAUUCAUGGGGCCAGCUUUUGUCGCUGCUUCUGAGGAGGAGUUUGAGAAGGCAGCUGCCCUUGAAGGAGCUGAGCGAGUUUCUCUGGAGCAUGCACCUGGUGGGGGGAGGAUGAUCAAGUUCAGUCGACAGGAUAACACAUUCUUUCAUGUUGUGUAUGGUCAAGAAGAGAGAAAGAUUGGCUCUGAAGAGCCGACUGCAACACAUGAGCAGCAGGGACCAUACAACAAACCCUUCACAAAGCCAAGACGAGGAAAAUACCAACGAUAUCACCCUGGCCCAGCUCUCGUCCACAAACUCGGCCAUUUCGGCUACGUCGUUCCCGACUUUGACAACGAGUUAGCAUGGUACACAAACAACUUCAACUUUGUCCCCUCAGAUAUCCUGUACCACUGGGACUUCUCCAACAUGGACGUGCUGACGUUCAUGCACCUGGAUCUCGGUGAUGAGUAUUCCGACCAUCACUGCUUCUUCAUGCAGAGAGCUGAACCCCAUGUCAAGAAGAUAUACUGCCACCAUACCUCGUUCGAAGUGGCAGAUUUCGAUACUCAGCUCCUUGGACACGAGUAUCUAGCUAGCAAAGGCUGGAAGAGUGUCUGGGGUGUCGGACGACAUGUUUUGGGCAGCCAGAUCUUUGACUAUUGGGCUGACCCUAGCGGCUUCAAGAUUGAGCAUUAUGCGGAUGGCGAUGUCGUUAAUCGGGCGACAGGUACCAAUAGAGACGUCGUUGGACCAUUCUCGGUUUGGGGUCCAGAAGUACCCAAGGACUUUGGAGAGAAGGGGGCAUGA
Messenger RNA from Fusarium fujikuroi IMI 58289, 1014 nucleotides. Its product is annotated as related to 2,3-dihydroxybiphenyl-1,2-dioxygenase. NCBI's taxonomy places the organism in Eukaryota, Fungi, Ascomycota, Sordariomycetes, Hypocreales, Nectriaceae. Gene Ontology annotation, biological process: L-methylmalonyl-CoA metabolic process. Gene Ontology annotation, molecular function: methylmalonyl-CoA epimerase activity. Gene Ontology annotation, cellular component: mitochondrion. The coding region runs from base 1 to 1014 and encodes 337 amino acids. The record is from RefSeq and is a predicted model, not a curated record. The transcript has 2 exons.